AUGUCCCCGCGCCGGGACAGCGUCGUUGACGUCACCGAUGGCACCAAUACAGUCACACCCGCUACAGGCGAACCCGCUUCGCCGUCCCGCGCGAGCAGCGCGGACGGCAGUAGUUUCCAAGCGAGCGGGUUUCACGGUCAGGGGGAAGGGCACUCAGCACACGAGGGAUACGACGGGUACGAUAGUCACGGGGGGCAUAGCGGGAAUGGGGGGCAAUUCUCCGCUCCCCAGCUUCCGCCACCGCCCGGACGAUCCGCGUUCAAGAAAGCGCCUUCAAUCCGCUACCCCGUUGCGCAGCGGGGCGAAGCGAGUAGUGACAGUAUUGGGGCCGGGAGCAUGUCGCCUAAAACUCCCCAGGCGGUCGCUUCUGCGACUAUACCGGAAGCGGAGAACGAGGGCGUUUCGUCUAUAGAGGAGAGCGACGCGGGAAUGGGAAGCGCGCGACGGUCGGAAGAGGUGUCGAGUCGACACGGGGGGAAGGCUGGCGGAGCGGCAGCGUCGGGGUGGGUUGGCGGAGCGUUCGUAGGCGCGGCAAUCGGCGGAAGGGUUAGCGGAAGCCAGGUGGCGCCGUAUCCCGAAGGGGAGGAGGGGGAAGCGGAGGGGGAGUACGAGGGGGAAUAUCGGAUGGCGGAGGGGGAGUAUGGAUACGCGGAGGGGGAGGAUAUGGGGGGAGAUGACGAUAUGUACAAAGACGUGAUUGUAGACGAUAUGCCUUUAGAGGAGGGGAUGGAGGAACGGACAGGCGUGAUGAAUUAUGAGAUGAGGGAGAGGCCCGAGGCCGGGUGGAUGGUGGCGUACGCGUUACAGCACAUGGUCGCGCUUAUAGCAAACGUGAUUGUGUUCCCGAUGAUACUCGUCCCCGCUAUGGGAGGCUCCGACCUCGACAAGGCGGCGGUGAUUCAAUCGGUGAUGAUGGUGACGGGCGUGGCGACCACGCUCCACGUGCUGCUGGGCACGCGUCUGCCUCUCGUGCAGGGUUCCUCUCUCGUGUACUUGGCACCGGCUAUCAUCGUCGCCAACUCGCCUCACAACCUCACCGCCGAUCCCUCACAGCGGUUCUCGUUGACAAUGCGGGAGACGAUGGGGGCAGUGAUCGUGGCGUCGCUGCUGCAAGUCGUUGCCGGCUACUCGGGCUUCAUGUCGCUUCUUAUAGAGCUCAUCAACCCAGUGGUGGUGGCACCAACCAUAAUGGCCGUGGGACUCUCCUUCCUCUCCUAUGGCUUUCCGGUCAUCGGCCGCUGUGUGGCCAUCGGCCUGCCUGAGCUCAUCCUAAUCGUCAUCUUCGCACUGUACCUGCGCCGAGUGUCAUUCUGGGGCUCAAGGUUCUUCCAGAUCCAUGCGAUCUCCCUAGGCCUGGCCAUCACAUGGCUGUACGCGCUAGUGCUCACCCUAGCAGGCGUCUACAGCUACCCCGACUGCUCGCCCUCGGCCAUCUACCCCUCCUCCUCCCCCUGCGCCGAAAGGCAAUCCCUCAUGGCCUCCUGCCGAACCGACGCCUCCAGCCUGGCCAUCACAUGGCUGUACGCGCUAGUGCUCACCCUAGCAGGCAUCUACAGCUACCCCGACUGCUCGCCCUCGGCCAUCUACCCCUCCUCCUCCCCCUGCGCCGAGAAGCAAGCCCUCAUGGCCUCCUGCCGCACCGACGCCUCUAGCGUUCUGGCGGACGCCAAGUGGGUGGCGCCCCCGUACCCGUUUCAGUACGGCAUGCCCAUCUUCCGAUGGGAGUCCAUUUGCGUGAUGCUGCUGCCUGCCCUCAUAUCGACCAUCGACUCGGUCAGCAACUACCACGCAACUUCCCUGCUGGUAGCCGUGCGCCCCCCCACAGGCGGGGUGGUGGGGCGAGGCAUAGGCAUGGAGGGCAUAGCGAGCGUGCUGGCAGGGAUGUGGGGCACGGGGGGUGGCGCCACCACUCUCACUGAGAACAUUCACCUGGUCGCGGUUACCAGAAUGGGGUCGCGCGUUACCAUCAUCGUCGGGGCGGCGUUUCUCGUCUUCUUCUCGCUCUUUGGCAAGGUGGGGGCACUAUUCGCCUCCAUGCCACCAGUCAUGGUGGGUGGGCUCCUCACCAUAAUGGCAGCCAUGGCAGCAUCGCUCGGCCUCUCCUCGCUGCGCUACGCCGAGAUGGGCUCCUCGCGCAACCUCCUCAUCACUGGAUUGGCGCUCUUCUUGUCUCUGUCGGUACCGGACUAUUUCAAGACGUAUACGGCUUCGACCGGUCAUGGGCCAAUCAACACGUCUAGCUCGGGGGUAAGUUCUUGGUCUGCACAUAGUGCUGUAGCUGGUGUAGCCGCUGUGGCCUUGGGCAGAGAUGGGCUCCUCGCGCAACCUCCUCAUCACUGGAUUGGCGCUCUUCUUGUCUCUGUCGAGAUGGGCUCCUCCCGCAACCUGCUCAUCACAGGCCUCGCGCUCUUCCUCUCUUCUAUUCUCCCCUCCCCUCCCUGCUGCUCGCAGCUCAACUUUGUGCUCAACUCACUCCUCGCCCUCCCCAUGGCCAUCGCCUUCAUGACUACUUUCUUCCUCGAUAACACUAUGCCGAGGACAGCAGGGCACGGCACAACGCAGCACCCGACUCAACUUUGUGCACAACUCGCUGCUCGCCCUCCCUAUGGCCAUCGCCUUCAUGCUGGCCUCCCCCCUCCUUGCAGCUCAAGUUUGUGCCCAAACGAUGCCUCUAUGUCUGCCCUUUCUCCCCUCCCCUCCCUCUGCUCCUCGCAGCUCAACUUUGUGCUCAACUCGCUGCUCGCCCUCCCCAUGGCCAUCGCCUUUAUGGUUGCUUUCUUCCUUGACAACACUGUGCCUGGCACGGCCACCGAACGAGGCCUCUACGUCUGGUCCGGACGUAAGGCGGCUCGGGCCGAUCCUCUCAUGCACGAGGACUAUGACCUGCCGUUCGGCUUGAGCAGAUUCUUCUCCUGGGUCUUCUGGCUGGGCGUGUGA
This is a messenger RNA of Closterium sp. Naga37s-1, 2937 nucleotides long. The record is from the annotation of a GenBank genome assembly. NCBI's taxonomy places the organism in Eukaryota, Viridiplantae, Streptophyta, Zygnematophyceae, Desmidiales, Closteriaceae.